AUGAUGCUCACAGCAGUAAUUCUCAUCGUUACCGGUCACGACUCGCGCUCACGCCUCGAAGUCGGUCGCACCAUCAUCGCAAUCCUGUGCUGCGCCGGUAUUCUUCUAGGGGAGUACAGGUUGCUCCCACAAACCCUGAAAGCGGCCAUACCCGCAGUGCUGUUGACUGGAGCUGCAAGGGCUUUCUGGUACAUGGCUUGCCGUUCCUCACGAGAUGCGCCUGUAACCGCUCGACAGGCCGAUGGCCUCCUCUGUUUCGUCGGUUUGUUGCUAACUACUGCUUGCAUUGUGUUUCGAGAUGUAGACGAUGAGACAGUCGCUCGAUUUAGUUCCGCUUUCGAGUAUAGGUACCUGCCGCUACUGGCCGUCAACCUUGUCGCCACCGCGACAGCCCUACGGGUUGGGAAAUCGUUCUUAGUACCUAUCGACCAUGGAAAGAAUGAAAAGAGUUACAACGGAUACGCCGAUAACAUCAGCGACGUAUUUUCUCUCUUGGCGAUAACGGGAAUUACAGGAUCCGUUUCGGCCGCGAAACUCCGUCGAUCAUACACGUCGUGGCCGCAGUAUACCUUCUUCGUUUUCGUAAUUGCGUUGUUAUCUAGUCGGGACCUGGCCGCAAGACACGGACGCAGAUGGAUAACCAUGUACGAUGCCGUACCGGACGACGUCAAUGUGCGGUCGGUUGAUAGUGAGGAUACCUUUGCAUCGGAACUAUCUGAGGGCUCCGAUGACACGCGCGUCGCGUCUGUCCCCAAAAGGCGGGAUUACAUCUUGUUGCGGACUAUUUUUAUCGUUAUCGCUCUCCCUGGGGCGUGGCUCGCGCACUUCAUUCUAAACUUCUCCCAGCAUGCACACCAGAAGAUAGUUGAACCGCGGCCGAUACUAGACAUUACCUACACUCCACAUACUGACAUUGAAGCCGUCAUAAACAUGUACAAGGAGCCCAUUGAUCAAGUGGCACAUCUAGUUUCCACGCUUAAAAACAUGUCCAACAUAGGAGGAGAUGCGAAAAUACACAUCUACAUUAAAGACAUGGACGCAAACGUAGAAGAAGUACAGAAAGGCACAGGCGCUGACCAAGUAACGCCUUUACCCAACAUCGGACGCGAGGGCGAAACAUACCUGAAGCACAUCUUGGGCAGCUGGGACACGCUUGCUGCGCAAACGGUCUUCCUCCAAGCCGAUGUCCAUAACCCACGCGAAUUGUUUCCUCGCAUACGGAAUUACUUUGUGCCGGGACAGACUGGUAUGCUCAGCCUCGGAUGGUCUGGCCAGGUGUGUAAUUGCGAGAACUGUGGUGAUCGCUUCAACUUGUGGGAUACAACGCAUCUCUUUCCCGAUAUCUCGAACCGCAUCAGCAACAUUACGACAUGCAAUCAAGUGCUCCUUAGUUACAAGGGCCAGUUCAUCGCCUCGGCAAAACGUAUCCGCGGAGUCGACAAAUCCGUUUACCAAGAUCUACACGAUGCGUUUGUGAAUCGGGACAGCUGGGCGCAUCAGGAGGAGUAUCUGCAGGGUCGACCGGACUCGAUGGACGCGCCUGUUUUCGGAUACACAAUGGAGCGUAUGUGGAACUUGCUGUUUCAGUGCAAUAGCAUGGAGAUCGCGUGGAGAUGUCCGAGCUUGUUGAGUGGAAAUAGGGUCGGUGGGAACAUAGAGGACUGUCAGUGCUUUGACCGGGAAUCGUAG
Didymosphaeria variabile is the source of this 1689-nucleotide messenger RNA. RefSeq lists its product as uncharacterized. The coding region runs from base 1 to 1689 and encodes 562 amino acids. The record is from RefSeq and is a predicted model, not a curated record. NCBI's taxonomy places the organism in Eukaryota, Fungi, Ascomycota, Dothideomycetes, Pleosporales, Didymosphaeriaceae. The transcript has 2 exons.